Symbiodinium necroappetens is the source of this 2187-nucleotide messenger RNA. NCBI's taxonomy places the organism in Eukaryota, Dinophyceae, Suessiales, Symbiodiniaceae. The record is from the annotation of a GenBank genome assembly.
AUGGGGCCGAUCGCGUACAUUUUGGCGUCGCAGGAGAACCUGCUGCUCCUGCUGCCGAGGCAAGAUUGGCUGCAGGGAGAUCCUCAUGGGCAGCUUGUUUCCCUGGUUGUGGGGGCCGUUGUGUUGAUUCUGUCUGGCACAGCUGUGUGGUCGUCUGUGGGUGGUGAUCCCAAUGCGGGUCCAUCCUGGGAAGAGAGCAUGUGGAUGUCUUGGGGCCUCUUCUUCGACCCCGGCACACAGACAGGCGUGGCAGCCAAUGCUCCCAUCAAGGUGAAGCUAGCUGCGCUGGUGUUUUCGGUGCUUGGGUUUCUGUACAACUUGACAUUCCUUGGCAUCAUCGUAGAGUGGAUUCGCUCUUCCAUGGACACCUGGACGAGAACCCAGAGUCGAGUGUGGUUUGGACAGCAUGUCUUGGUCUUGGGAUGGAGCGAGAAGACGUUGUACCUCAUUCAUGAGCUCUUCGAAGCUUGCUACGCCAGCGGGCAACAUCGGCGCAUUGUCGUGCUGGCUGACCGAGACCCCGCUGAGAUGCACCGGGAGAUACAGCAAUAUUUCCUGCAGCUCUGGGAGCACAUGAGCUUCUUCGACAGGCGCUGGCGGAUGUUGAGCUCCUUGAAGAUCCGGCAGGGCAUCGCUCACGACACGGAUGCCUUGGACAGAGCUGGUGCUGUCCGUGCCGAGGAAAUCAUCAUCCUUUCUCGCGACGGGGAUCCACAAGCUGCAGAUCUGGAGACGACUCGCAUCAUGGUGGCCUUGUCCUCAAUGCGGCAGCGAGUAAAUUGCCGAAUUUUCACGGAGGCGCAGGUGCAAGAGGUGGGCAAAGUGCUGCGGCGUCUGCACGGCAAAAUCGAGGUCAUACAUGCACGCGCCGCCUCCAACCAUGUCCUGAGUCUUCUCGCGACGAAUCACCUUAUAGGAGCCUGCUUUGCAGACCUUUGCUCUUUCACAGCGGGUGAUGAACUUUACGUAGUUGACCGUCAGACUGGCUGGGACACCUUUCAAGAGGCAUGCUCAGCCUUCGACAAGGCUGUUUGCAUUGGUGUGCAGGCUGCGAAGCAAGUGCACGGUGCUUUUGGGACGCGGAUUGAACUUGCGCCUCCGGGUGACCGGCUAUUGGUGGAAGGAGAGCGUUUGCUGGUGAUGGCAUCAGAUUGGCAGGAUGUGCAGCUUCAUGUUGGAAGUCUCUUCCACUGGCGGGGUGGAAGUCAUGGACCGUCCAUGACAACCAGACUUAUGGCAGGCAACACGGCAGUUUUCAUGAAAGAGCCGAAGGAGAAAGUGACGGAUGACACCGAGAAGGAGAUUCGGGCCCAAGCAGUCAACCCCAUCAUUGUGGUGGGCUGGCCAGCAGAUCUCGCCGACAUCUUGGUGCUCUUGGACACGCAAGUUCCUAAAGGCACAAAGGUCUUCGUUCUUUCAGAGCGCAGUGAGGCCAAGAGAGCGGCAGCAAUCACAGGAGGGCACCGCAAGAUCGCAAACCUGGACAUUGAGCAUCGCUACGGACCUCGAACAUCGGGCAAGUGUCUCCGAGAUUUACCACUGAAGGAGGCGUCUGCAAUCUUGAUCCUUGCGGAGAUGCAGGGUUUCACAUCUGACGAUCCUGAAGAGGUUCCGGUGGAUGAUGAUGUCGGUGACGACACAUUGACCAGUGACUCUGUCUGCUUGGCAUCGCUGCUCGUCAUUGCUGACAUCCUUGAGGAUGGGGAUGCCAAGUUGGUGAGAACGACGUCGGAGGCCUGCGAGCUUUGCCGAGGAGUGACUGCGAGGACAGAAGUCCUGUCAUCUACCGGAAAGAAGACCAAGAUCAUUUGUGAGGUGGUUGAUCCGCGCACUGAGCAAGUAGUCGCGCGGAAUGCAUCGCUUCAAGACACCGCUUUCUUCGUCAGGAGCAAGGCGCUGGAAACGGGAAUCUUCACAAUGGCCAUGUCAGAGCCAGCAGUGUUCAACACGCUGAUGGUGCUGAUGUCGCCAAGCUGCCCAUCUCUGCAGGCCGUUCCAGUAGAACCAGUCUUGCAGAAGGGAUGCCUCGCCGAAGGCCGGAGCUACGGCGCGCUGGCUCGUGCCAGCUGGCGGGAGCUCAACGAAACUGUCAAGUUGUCAGGUGGACUGCUUGUGGGUUGGCACCAGCGGUCACAGGGGCUGAGAUUCUUGCUGACCCCCUCGUGCGGCAAGGACGAUUUUUGUUGA